GCUCAAUUCUUUAGGUCAUGGCUCAAUCUUCUAGGUUUCCGCUUAAGACUUAUUCUAAUCGUCGAACCCGUGCCCAAAGACUGGGUGUCGAAAGAGUCAAAGAUAUUCGACCCUCUUCUCCUUUGGAACGCUUGGACGAUGAAGAGGACCUCUCAGUUGCCCAAAUGUCUCGCAGAAUGAAGAAACGAACCCGCAACAUAUCACGAAAAGGUUCCCUCGAGGAUAUGACCUUAAGCAAGGCUUCAAAGCCUCGCGGAAAUGCCAUCGCUGGCAAGAAUGAUAUUAAUAAUAUUCCUGGAGCUCAGAAGUCUUUCCCUCUGAAACGUCAAGACGUCAAUGAUCUAUCGUACCAAACGCCUCAUCCGGUCGACACACCCAUUAAAAAGUGUGAAGAUGAUAAAGUACUCCCUGAACAACUGUCUCCGGUCCCCACCGCUCGUCGUAUGCUCUCUCGCGCAAGUUCCAGGAAUAUGAAGGAGAAUACUACCAACCGCAGUUUGGCUUCUCCAUUCAGUAGUAGACCAGGCUCACGAGCAUCUUCCCCUAAUCCUGAAUAUCAGGGUCCUGGGAAACGCCCCCGUCUCCAUGUGAAGUCGCGAACUCUCUCCUCGUCGAAUAUAAGGAAGAAGUCUUCUAUGCCUGCUUUACGUCGUACACCCAAUGCUCCGCAUCGUUAUGAAACCCCAAAUGCACCUCAACCCGCUUACAUGCCUUCUUCCACAUCUGGAGUUCAGUCAAGCACUCACAACCGUACUACUUCCAUUCCUGCUUUGCCGACAUCUUCUCUUGAUCAAAUAUCUCCUCAGAACUGGCAUAUUCCCUCCAGAGCACUUCAUCGCUCGCCAGAGGCACUUGGUGAACCACCAGACAACUCCUUUAUCGACCACGCUUCAUUCUAUUUGGAUACACCUUUGCAGGUUUCCACUCCUGCAAGAGAAAAACCACGUCCUGACCCGCGCAAGACUCGCCAGGCCAGCAUAUACUCAGAUGAUAGUGACCUUGAUCUGUCCGACGCCUCGGAUUCGCCUACCCAGAAGUCUUUGGCAAUCGUACGUGCUCUUGUUCCACCUGCCUCUCCAAGAGUGCCCGGAAGAAGAAGGCGGACAAUUAUGCAUGUUUCCAGUGACAGCAUCUUCUCGUCUGCCCUGGAUUUCUCUACGUAUGUUACGGAUGACGAAUCCCCUGGCCAUGUUCGAAGAACGACCGAACGACCUUCUUCGGUAGCAACCCGACAGCCUGGGGCAUCCAAAGUACUUGAUGCAGAUACGAACUUAGGCGUUGGACUAGAUGCCGCUUUUUCCCCUGCCCCUGCCUUCUCGCUCGAUGACCCUAUCGCUACUGGUAAGCGACCAAUCCGAGCGAAGGCAAGUCCUAACUCGGAUGAUGACGUCCGUGAUUUAUUAUCAACUCUAGAUUUGAAUGAACCUCUGCUGGAUCUCAACGUAGAACCUGUGGAUCCUGCGUUCGAUGAUGCCUCACCGAUGGAUUCAGCCUCUACUUCCAGAGGGAAUAGAGAAGCUACCAAGCCUCGGAGGAAGCGUGGCGACACUAUAAGAGCUUCUGAUUAUCCUCGUCCACCGAUUGUUCUUCUGCCUGCUACCAAAACUGUUAACUCGACCACGACCGAACCGCCUGCUGCCCGUGCCCGAACAACUACUCGCCGAACUCGAUCCGGAACAGUUACUCAAGCUGAUCCUGCCGUCCAAGCUUCUGCUAGUGCCGUCGGCUCCAGUGUCAAUAGCAAGAGAAGUGCAGCUCAAACUGGUCCUAGCAAGCUUACUCGUACUCGUACCGAGGUUAAAAAGCAUAAACGCCGCAGCCAGGUACUUGUCAAACCAACCUUAUUUGAUGCUCCACCGCCACCUGCCGAUGAUGAAGAUGACGAGUUACUGUUGACGGACGACUCCUGGAAGGACUGCCAGUGAGAAGUUUUGUGUAAGUGCCUGGUUUCCUGUUGAUGACGAUCUCAUUCGCAUUCACCUUCAGAUCAUGUUUUGCAGCUGUUUCCGUUUGUAUCGUUUCGUUUGCGUUUCUUUCUAUACCUUCGCAGCACAGUAUACCCAGUUACUCGGACUUAAGUGUAUAUCCCUUCGCUUUGCUUCGCAUACUUUUCGCUUUUCCAUGACUUUACCAGAACCAUGUUGUCGUUGUCUUGUAAUCGCUUAUUGAUCGAGAUCGUUUGAUGGCAGUGUUAG
This is a messenger RNA of Somion occarium, 2195 nucleotides long. NCBI's taxonomy places the organism in Eukaryota, Fungi, Basidiomycota, Agaricomycetes, Polyporales, Cerrenaceae. The record is from the annotation of a GenBank genome assembly.